CGUAGAUUAUGUAAAGAGGGGUCCCGUCGUUUUAUGAUCGCUUUGUCUCUCCCCUCCCCUCCCCCAAAAUUGAGGGAGUUGAUGUUUGUUUCCGUUGCCGUUGUUGUUGUUGCAGAGAAACACCCAGACAUAGAUAUAGAUUAGAUAGAUUCAUAGAGAGGGAGAGGACACUGCAUACACUCUAUCCUCCUUUUCACUCCACUACCUUCAUUCCUCUCCUCAAUGACUUGUUCUUCUUCUUCUUAUUCAUCCCACAUUCACAUUCACAUUCACAUUCAUAUUCCCCAUUUUCUAUGCCUUCUUAUCUAAUCCAAACCUUAUUAUUAUUAUUGUUGUUAUCUUCUCAAUUUCAUAUACCUACUUUUCCUUCCCCUCUCUUUCACAUUCUCUCAUUAAAUUGAUUCAUUUUACCAUUAACAUUAUUAUUAUCCCCUUUUCCCAUUCCGCAUUCAAUUUUCAAUUGCUGCAAAAUCUGCGAAACGGUGCGUUUUGACAUUGGCGGUGGGAUUUCCAGCUUUCGUUUUGGAUCCGGUCAGGGCAGAAACAGCGCCACCACCGGAUGGCGCUGUUCCGGAGGUUCUUUUACCGGAAGCCGCCGGAUCGCCUCCUCGAAAUCUCUGAGAGGGUCUAUGUUUUUGAUUGUUGCUUCUCCACGGAUGUCUUGGAAGAAGAUGAGUACAGAGUUUAUGUUGGGGGCAUUGUAGCUCAGCUACAAGAUCACUUUCCAGAUGCUUCUUUCAUGGUGUUCAAUUUCAGAGAAGGGAACAGGCGCAGCCAAAUUUCAGACAUACUGUCUCAGUAUGACAUGACAGUUAUGGAGUACCCUCGGCAAUAUGAAGGUUGUCCACUUCUUCCUUUGGAGAUGAUUCAUCAUUUCCUUCGAUCAAGUGAAAGUUGGCUGUCUUUGGAGGGACAACAAAAUAUACUUUUGAUGCAUUGUGAAAGGGGGGGUUGGCCUGUGCUGGCAUUUAUGCUAGCUGGUCUUCUGUUGUAUCGGAAGCAAUACACUGGAGACCAGAAGACCCUUGAAAUGGUCUACAAGCAAGCUCCCAAAGAACUUCUUCAACUUUUAUCUCCUUUGAACCCACAGCCUUCUCAGUUAAGAUAUCUUCAGUAUAUUUCCAGGAGACAUUUGGGUUCUGAGUGGCCUCCAUCGGAAACACCCUUGUAUUUGGAUUGUCUGAUUCUUAGAGUCCUUCCAUUAUUUGAUGGCGGAAAAGGUUGCAGGCCUGUUGUACGUGUGUAUGGUCCGGACCCUUCAAAGCCUUCCAAUAGAAGUUCUCAGCUUCUUUUCUCAACUUCAAAAUCCCAAAAUCAUGUCCGCCACUACCUACAGGCAGAAUGUGUGCUCGUGAAAAUUGAUAUCCGUUGUCGUGUUCAAGGGGAUGUCGUUCUUGAAUGCAUACAUUUAAGUGAAGAUUUUGUUCGUGAGGAGAUGAUGUUUAGAGUCAUGUUUCAUACUGCAUUUGUACGGUCAGAUAUUUUGGUUCUGAGCCGUGAUGAAAUUGAUAUUUUGUGGGAUGCAAAGGACCAGUUCCCCAAGGAUUUUAAAUCUGAGGUGCUUUUUUUGGACGCUGAUGCUGUUCUACCUAAUAUAACCACAGUCAUUGUAAAUGGAGAUGCAAAUGAGCCAGAAGAAAGUGCUUCACCUGAGGAAUUCUACGAAGCGGAAGAGAUCUUCAGCAAUGUAAUGGAUAUACAGGAAGGUAAGGGGGAAUAUGAUUCUUCAAGGAUUCAUGAAGAUGCAGUAGAUGAUGGAAGUCAUAAAGAGGUCUGGAAAGAGUAUUCAGAUCCUCAUACUUCUCAGGAUUCUGUGCAAGAUGAUGGGAUUCAUCAACAUGUUGGAAGGGCAGAUGCUGAUAUUAGUAUGAUAAAAGACAUUAUUGUUGAUGAUGUGAAGUACAAGCUUGACCCGAGUGUGGAUUUUGAUUCUCAUGGUGUGAAAGAUAUUACAGUGGAUGAUGGAGAAAAUAAGUCAACUCAAACUGCAGCGACUUUUGAUAUGAUGAAUACUAUGGAGACAAAGGAAGUCACUAUGGAUAGGCAUGAUGAGUUGGCAGCUACGCAAAACAAGUUUGACAAAGAUAACAAUGCAACAAAAACAGAAUUAGAGUCUGAGGAAAUGCAGCUGGUGCAUGAUCAUUCCAGAUCAGAAUCAGAUAAAUUACUUCCAUCUGCUGAAAAGAAUCAACUUCCUUCAAACUCAAGUUCAGUGGGAGAUGCAGUUGCAGCAAAGCAAAAGACUAAACACCAUGAACAACAUGGUUUUCACCAUGAACAACAUGGUUCUCACCAUGAACAUGGUUUUCAUGCAAAACUAGCAAAACCAGAUGUGGCGCCUAGGUGGAUACCUUCCAACAAGGGUUCUUAUCAAGAUUCAUUGCAUGUCUCAUAUCCACCAACAAGGCAUAAUAAUUCACCUGCUGCUCUGUCAAAUGCUACUUCUGCAAACGAGAAAAUGACUGAUGCCAAAGGAAAAUCUGCUUCUGGUUCUCAUGUCUCUAGAGCAAUGGUUUCUACAGACAUGACAAGUGCAAUUAUGUCAGAAGUUUGUGAAUCGCUUGGCGCAGUUUCCCUUCCUUGUCCUCCUCCACCACCACCACAACCACCACCUCUUCCUCCACUCCCUCCCUCUACUCCAAUGUCUUCAGCAGAUAGAGCUCCACUCCCUCCUCCCUCAACACCUCCAAAAUCACUUAAAGCUCUACCUCCACCUCCACCCCCUCCUUCAGCUCCUUUUAUUGCAGGAAGUGCAAUUAUUUCAAAAGUUUCUAAAUCAGUUGGUGAUGUUUCCCUUCCUUGUUCUCCUUCACCACCACCACCACAACCCCCUCCUCCAUCUCUACCCCCAACCACACCUCCUCCGGCUUCCGUUAUUGCAGGAAGUGCAAUUAUGUCAGGUGAAGCUUCUUUUCCUUGUUCUCUUCCAUCACCACCACAACCACCACCUCCUCCUCCAAAGUAUGGCGUUACAACCAUACCUCCUUCUCCUCCUUUACUCAUGUCUGCAACAGAUAGAGCUCCACUCCCUCCUCCCUCAACACACCUAACAUCACUUACAACUCCAUCUCCUCCAAGCUCACGCACAACAAUAACCCAAACUCCACUUCCUUCACCACCACAACCACCAUCUCCUCCCCCAAAGUAUGGCGUUGCAACCAUACCUCCUCCACCUCUGCCUAUGUCUUCAAUAGAUAGAACUCCACUCCCUCUGCUGUCAACACCCCUAACAUCACUUGAUGCUCCACCUCCAACCCCAACUCUGUCCCCACCCCCACCCCCACCCCCAACCCCACCCCAACCUUUACCACCACUUCUCACUUCUUCUCCUGUAUGCAGAGCUCCACCACCACCACCUUUUGAUAUAGUUACAUCUCCUUCACUUCAACCUCCUCUUAGUAUAGCUUCACCACCACCACCCCCACCUCCACCGCCACCGCCACCUCUUCCUUCAUCAAGUUCCCCACCUCCACCUCCUUUAUAUAGAGAGCCACUACCUCCACCUCCACCUCCACCGCCACCUCCUCCUCCAUCAAGUGCCCCACCUCCCCUACCUGGAGCGCCACCAACUCCUCCUCCACCUCCUGUACCUCCCCUAAUGCAUGGAGCGCCACCACCUCAACCUUCUCCAGGUAGCCAAGGCCCACCUCCAGGUGUCCGAGGCCCACCCCCUCCACCCCCGCCUCCUGUAGCUCCCCCAGUGCAUGAAGCGCCACCACCUCCACCUCCACCUCCUCCAGGUAGCCAAGGCCCACCUCUAGGUGUCCGAGGCCCACCCCCUCCACCCCCGCCUCCUGUAGCUCUCCCAGUGCAUGGAGCGCCACCACCUCCACCUCCUCCAGGUAGCCAAGGCCCACUUCCAGGUGUCCGAGGCCCACCCCCUCCACCCCCACCUCCUGUAGCUCCCCCAGUGCAUGAAGCGCCACCACCUCCACCUCCACCUCCUCCAGGUAGCCAAGGCCCACCUCCAGGUGUCCGAGGCCCACCCCCUCCACCCCCACCUCCUGUAGCUCCCCCAGUGCAUGGAGCGCCACAACCUCCACCUCUUCCAGGUAGCCAAGGCCCACCCCCUCCACCCCUACCUCCUGUAGCUCCCCCAGUGCAUGGAGCUCCACCACCUCCAGGUGUCCGAGGCCCACCACCUCCACCUCCUCCUAGAAGUCAGGCUCCUGGUGCUCCUCCUCCUCCAGGUGGCGCACCUCCACCACCUCCUCCCCUUGGUUCUAAAGGGGCAGUGGGAGCGGAUCCAAGAGGAAGAGGGCGCGGACUUGCACGUCCAGGUGCUAGUGCAGUGGCAGCCCGACAGUCCAAUUUAAAGGCUCUGUAUUGGAGUAAGGUCUCAACAGCAAUGAAAGGAAGUUUAUGGGAAGAAUUACAAAGACCCGGAGAAUCUCAAAGUGGACAAGAGUUUGACGUUUCAGAGAUAGUGAAGUAUUUUUCUGCAAAUGUUCCAAAACCUGCUGAUUCUGGUGGUAAAUCUGGAGGGCGAAACAAAUCUGCUGGAUCCAAACCUGAAAAAAUCACCUUGGUUGACCUAAGGAGAGCCUACAAUACUGAAAUUAUGCUCACAAAGGUUAAGAUGCCACUUCCUGAUAUGAUGGCUGCAGUUCUAGCUUUGGAUGAAUCGGUGUUAGAUGUUGAUCAGGUGGAAAAUCUCAUCAAAUUUUGUCCUACCAAAGAGGAGAUGGAACUGUUGAAGGCAUAUACUGGUGACAAGGAAAAUUUGGGAAGGUGUGAACAGUAUUUUUUGGAGCUGAUGAAAGUGCCUCGAGUGGAAUCAAAAUUAAGAGUUUUUGCUUUCAAGAUUCAGUACGGUUGUCAGAUUACAGAGUUUAAGAGGAGUUUAAACACGGUGAACUCUGCCUGUGAAGAGGUCCGCAAUUCGCUAAAACUGAAGGAGAUUAUGAAGAAAAUUCUUUAUUUGGGUAAUACAUUAAAUCAAGGAACAGCAAGGGGAUCUGCUGUUGGAUUCAAGUUGGAAAGUCUUUUAAAGCUCACUGAUACUCGUGCUUCUAACAGUAGAAUGACACUGAUGCAUUAUCUUUGCAAGGUCCUAGCCGAAAAGUCUCCUGGACUCCUUGAUUUUCACCUGGGCCUUGUUAGCUUGGAAACAGCCACUAAGAUACAACUAAAGUCAUUAGCAGAAGAAAUGCAGGCAAUCAUCAAAGGAUUGGAAAAGGUUAAACAGGAGCUUGCUGCAUCGGAAAAUGAUGGCCCUGUGUCCGAAGUUUUCCGUAAGACAUUGAAAGAAUUCGUUGGUGUAGUUGAGUCAGAGGUGGCAUCUCUAACAAACCUAUAUUCUGUAGUGGGCAGAAAUGCAGAUGCACUUGCACAAUACUUUGGUGAGGAUCCUGCCCGUUGUCCAUUUGAGCAAGUUACAGCAACUCUAUUAAAUUUUGUAAGGUUGUUUCGCAAAGCGCAUGAAGAGAAUUGCAAACAAGCAGAGUUAGAUAAAAAGAAAGCUGAGAAAGAGGCUGAAAUGGAGAAGGCCAAAGGCAUUGACUCAACUAGCAAGAGUGGAAAAGAUAAAGAAGGCAAAAGCUGAGAAAGAGGCUGAAAUGGAGAGGGCUAAGGGCAUUAACAUGACAAGGAAGAGUGCAAAAGAUAGUCGAAGACUGGGUUAUCUGCUCCUUUGCACCACCAUCUUUCUCUUGCCGAAGAGAAGAGAUAUACCUGAGGGUAGUAAGAGGACAGCUUUUGAGACAGAAUGUAGUGGCCUCCCUUUCAAAAAUGAUGGUGUGGCAAUUAGCCUCUGCAGGUCAUCUAAUGGGGUCGAAUGACAAAUUCUUGCCACUUGCAGAUCUUUGAACAUACAAAGGCUUAGGAGUUGAUUCUUUGAUGGUAUCUUGCCGAAUCGGUAACUUGUUGAUCUAUCACAGAAGAAUACUAUGGACAGAUGAGAUCGCUGGAGAAUCCAUCUGCAUCCAGUGAAUACUAUGAAAACAAUAGAUCCGGUCAUUCAAUUUAAGAAGAAAUUUUGAUGAAGACUGGCUUUGGCUUUCACCAGAGCACAUGCUUUUGGAUUGUGAAGCACCAAAGUCCAAAAGUUGUACUAUGAAACCUUGUACAGAGUUCUAACCCUUUUCUUUAGGAUCCAAUUCUUUCUCAUUUGACAUAGAGAUUAGUUGAUAUUUUUCCUUUUAAUAGAGAUUUUGGUAGGAUACCCCAAAAUGCAUGUUGUACAGCAUCAGGUUAAGAAAAGAAUUAGAAAUCAGGUCUCUGUACUGUAACUUUAAUAUAAGUUGAGGCUAGGCCAAGUUAGAAAUGCUAGUUUCAUUUAUCUUGUGAAAUGUAAUACACAUUAGUGUAGUGUAAAAGCUUCUUGUUUCAUUUUAUUGUCCCUAGUUUAGUAUAUGAAAUUUAGCACCCUGGACAAAGUGCAAUUGUGUAUACAUUUUGGUAAUAGAAAGACACAUUGCAAAUUCA
Lotus japonicus is the source of this 6426-nucleotide messenger RNA. RefSeq names its product formin-like protein 20. NCBI's taxonomy places the organism in Eukaryota, Viridiplantae, Streptophyta, Magnoliopsida, Fabales, Fabaceae. The coding region runs from base 560 to 5545 and encodes 1661 amino acids. The transcript has 17 exons. The record is from RefSeq and is a predicted model, not a curated record.